AUGACCUCCUCUGUUUACUCUCCUGUAGAUUACUCACAACUUCUACCGAUUAAAACAGAAAAUUGUUAGAACCCGACUCCAACAUUGCAAGGAGGCUCUCACUCUUGGGAACCUCAAACAUUAAUUUUGUAAAAUUAGCAAUCUCAAUAAUUACCCCAACAAUAAUAAAAAUAAAUAUCCAGUAGUAACACAAACAUGAAAAAGGAAGGAUUUGUUAAUUUAGUGGCUUUUCCUGCAGAAUUCGCAAACGAAGAUGACGCUCUACUUUCAUAUAAUAAUUAUGGACAAUGGCACAAGAUAUAAUUUAAAAUUGGAUACAGAAAACGAAAUGAAGCUGGUGUAAUGGUGGGAUUUGGAUUAGUAUGCACCAAGAGAUAAUUCAAAUCUUUCGGCAAAAAUGUUGAUUAAGGCCUUAAAUUGAGAGAUGAUUGCAAUUUAAAUUGCCCUGUAAUUGUCAGAUUUAAAUGGAGAAAUGACAAAAGGAAAUUUGUUAGAUCUCCUAGAAUGAUGAUGCAUCACUCUCACACUUUAGAUAUUAAAGAGAAAUCAAACAUCAAUAAUAAGCAUAUUUAGGCAGAAAUUUAGACUUAUGUGGAGUGCAAAAUUCCACCGUAUCAAAUUCACAAGCUAAUAAAUGAAAAAUUUUAGACUAAUGUCAAUUUUGAACACAUAUAUGGAUUAAUACUAAACAUUCAGUCUCAUCAAAGCAAAGAGACGUAGUCUGAUAUAAAAUAGCUAAUAAAUUUGCUUGAGUAAAUCAAAGUUAAGGAUGAUAACUUAAGAUUUGCUUAUGAAUAUGAUGAGGGAGAAUUUUCAAAUGAAAUUUCUUAAAUGAUGAUCUAGACCUCAAUUAUGCGCCGAAAUUACCGAUUGUAUCAUGAUGUGAUGUUCAUGGAUGCAACUUACAAGACAAAUUUUCAUUCUUUAGCCUUGACCGUAUUCUCAGGUGUUAAUAAUGAAGGAAAAAAUGUUGUACUUGGUUUCGCCUUAGUGAAAAGAGAAACGAUGGAUACCUACAAAUGGCUUCUUAAAAACCUGAAGAGAUUUAAUGACGAUAUAGAGCCUGGCACUCUAUUGACUGAUUUUGACCCAUCAAUGUGUGGAGCUAUUGAAGGAGUGCUUAAAAAUACUCAGCAUUUACUCUGUUAGUGGCACAUGCAACAAAAUUUCAAGAAACACUUUAUGUUUUUAAAAAGGAUUCAUUAAGGCCAAGCAAAAUUACUUUACAAAUAUAUAGUUUAUGAUCUGAUUUAUGAAGAGAACUACUAAAAGUUUUAAACAACAUUAAACAUUAUCUUUCAACAUGCAGACCUCGUCACUGAAGCAAAACUUACAUAUUUAAGGAAUCUAAUGCAAAUAAAGGAAAAAUGGACAACUGCAUAUGCACCGGACAUCUUUUUAGCUAGAACUCACACCACUUCGAGGAUUGAGUCCAUAAACUCCCAAAUAAAAGCUAGAGUUCAUUCUAGAUCUACUUUAGUUGAAAUAUUUUAAAUGUUUUAAGACUUGGAAUAAAGAUUGCUUGAUAGGAUAUAGGGUGAACAAAGGAACGAACUUGCCUUGCACAUCAACCACCCCAUGCUAAAUGAACUUUAUAAGAGAUUCACCAGGAAAAUAUAGCAAAUGGUCUGCGAGACGAUAUGUUUCAAGUAAUGGAUCAUAAAGAAAAAUAAGCAUUUCAAAUUCAGAUUAGAUAACUUGAUUCAUCUUAAUAUGAAGAACUAUUUGAAAUAACUUGUAACUGUAAGUUCUUUCAAAUAGGGAGGCUAUACUGUCAGCAUAUAUUUACCGUCCUCAACUACCUACAAGUAAAGACUCUAUCUCAAGUAAAAUGUUACGAAAGAUGGACUAAGAGAAUUUAAUGGGAAAACUAUGCAGGCUAAGAUAUGGAGAUAUAACCCUUUUGCCCUGUAAUGGAGAGAAGGAUCUAAGAAAUUGAGUAGAAACCUCUCAAAAAUCUUCACUAUUAAUAUCAAAAUGACUCUGAAAAGAAUAUAGAUAACUAUUUCAAUAGGUCUUAUUGUCCUAAUCCUGAACCACUACGAUUAAAGCAAGAAAUUGAGACUGCUGAAUACGGAACACUCAAAAUACAACCAAAAUAUGAGCAAAGUAAAGUCCUAAAACUAGAACGACUCAAUGCUGAGUCUACUUACUGCACUUAAUUUGAGAAUGCAGAUACUCAGUGCUCUAGUACGACAAGCACGGUAAGGAAGUACUAUGAACCAGGGAAUAUAAACAGCAAUUGCUUUUAAAAUAGCAAAAAGAUUCUUAAGUCUGAGUCUCCCUUCUCUUAUGGCUUAGGCUCAGCAAUCAUGA
Stylonychia lemnae is the source of this 2316-nucleotide messenger RNA. NCBI's taxonomy places the organism in Eukaryota, Ciliophora, Spirotrichea, Sporadotrichida, Oxytrichidae. The record is from the annotation of a GenBank genome assembly.